Penicillium expansum is the source of this 1125-nucleotide messenger RNA. RefSeq names its product Tetratricopeptide-like helical. Bases 1 to 1125 code for a protein of 374 amino acids. The record is from RefSeq and is a predicted model, not a curated record. Gene Ontology annotation, molecular function: protein binding. The transcript has a single exon. Lineage: Eukaryota; Fungi; Ascomycota; Eurotiomycetes; Eurotiales; Aspergillaceae.
AUGAGUUUUUUCGACCGACAGGGAGUUUCAGAGGACCUUCUCCGAGUUCAACGCGAGAUACCUAACGAGGAUUCGAGCUCGGAGGAGAUUACGUUUGACCGCUGCGACGAGGAUACGGAUAGUACAUCAGAAUCUAACACGGAUGAUGAGUUUAAUGAUGAUCUUACAAUAUUGAGAGACUUUUCAUUUAUUUUUGUUAGCGAGAACAUAUCAGUGUUCACGAUGCACCGGCUAGUGCAACUUACUGUGCGUGUGUGGCUGAAAACCAAUGGAGAAAUCGAGCGAUGGAAGGAGGAAUUUAUCACGAGACUAUACCAAAGGUUUCCGACCGGUAAAUAUGAAAACUGGGCACAAUGCCGGUCCCUGUUUCCACAUAUGAAAUCAGCGGAGUCACAACGACCAGGAUCACAAGACUGUCUACAUAAAUGGGCCACGCUACUUUAUAAGGGGGCAUGGUAUGCUCGGGAAAGCGGCAACAUUACAGAAUCAAGGGAUAUGGCAUCUAAAUCAAGGAAGGAGCGAGUGCUAAUGUUUGGCUUAGAGGGCGAACAUACCCUCAAUAGCACUGCGAUGUUAGCGAGCGUAUACCGGCUCGAGGGCCGAUGGGAGGAGGCGGAGCAGCUCGACGUACAGGUCAUGGAGACUCGCAAGAUAAAGCUCGGCGUGGACCAUCCUGACACGCUGACGAGCAUGGCCAAUCUAGCAUUGACGUUCUGGAACCAGGGCCGAUGGGAGGAGGCGGGGCAGCUUAACGUACAGGUCAUGGAGACAAGCAAGACGAAGCUCGGCGUGGACCAUCCUCACACGCUGACGAGCAUGAACAACAUGGCUUAUACCCUUAGGUCAUCGGGACAAUACACAGCCGCAUUGCAGUUGAUGGCCGAAUGUGUUCAGCUUCGCGACCGAAAACUAGGCCCUAACCAUCCGGAUACUUUAUCUUCCAAGUCUGCUUUAAUCGAGUGGCGCGGCAAGGUUGACUCACCGUCUUCCCAGCUCACUAAACCAUCGACGGACACCAAAGAGGCCUCAAUCCUCGACAGUUCCUCAGAAACUCCCAAGCGAGUUUCUAGACCUGAAAGACAUCAUAGGCGGACAAUAUUCUUACGCCUCUUUGGCAGAAAGUAG